GGGUAAAAGUGUAUUACAUGAUGGCUGCGGAAAAUUCAAUUCGAUAAUUCGCCGUUUUUUUUAAGGAACAUGAAUUAGAGAGCCACGUAGAAGGAAAAAGUAGACGAGGAAAUGAGGGAAAAGUUGGAUACCGCUCAACGGGAGCGAAACCUCAAAUUUUGAAGUUACUGCAGUUAGAUGUAUCUCUUUGAAUUUUCAAUUCUUUUUCCUAGUUGGUUAUCAUUUUACUUUUCUGGCCUUUUUCCCCUUCAUUGUACCCGUUAAACGAUUUCUUUUUUUCGCAUUUCCACACGCAGCGACCAAAGAUAACCCAGUUGCUCUUUGGGCUAAUAUCAAUCAGAAUCCUGUGUGUUUCCACGCAAAAGGGCGACGGCCUGGAAUGUUUCAUUACCUGGGUGAGGGCAAGUUAGUUGGUGCAAUGAAACUUGUCUUUGUUCGAGGCUCUGUAAGGUGUACUAAUGAUCCUAAAUUCAGCAGUCGAUGGGGUUGCUACCGUCAUCCCGAUAACGCCAGGUAUCCUCUGAACGUUGUGGUCACAGAUGCGGACGACCAUGUUAUCUACCCCAUCGAGAAAUACAUCAUGAAGACAGGCCUAUGGUAUUACUUGCCUUUCACAGACGCUACGAGCUCUAAUCAACUGGUGUACACCGACUAUGCCAAUCCCUUUUAUCUAGAAAAGUACACAAUGAUGAAGAUUUGGUAUGGAGAGGAUUUAAUGAAUUAUGAUAAUCAUGACAAUAGAGGCAGAGUGUGUGUGCAUGUGUGGGUGCACCUUAUGUAAAGAAAAAAAUUAUUUAUGAUUGUCUUGACUGUGACACUCAGUUACAAUAAACUAAAUAGCAACAAAGAAUAUAGCCAAUCAGAUUACAGGAUUUGCUUUGAACUGCAGUAAUGUCUGCCAAAAUACACUUAUUAAUAACAGUAGUUUCAACUUAUGUAUUUCAAUAAUUACAUUUUAUUAGCUUAAGUUACCCAUUUAUGCUAUACUUAAGUUAAGCUGGUG
Stylophora pistillata is the source of this 1003-nucleotide messenger RNA. RefSeq lists its product as uncharacterized. The record is from RefSeq and is a predicted model, not a curated record. Lineage: Eukaryota; Metazoa; Cnidaria; Anthozoa; Scleractinia; Pocilloporidae.